Messenger RNA from Acanthosepion pharaonis, 1341 nucleotides. The record is from the annotation of a GenBank genome assembly. NCBI's taxonomy places the organism in Eukaryota, Metazoa, Mollusca, Cephalopoda, Sepiida, Sepiidae.
AUGACCACUCCGAUGACAUAUCCAGUUAAAAUCUUGCUUACUUCCGUCUUACACAUUUCAUGUUUUUAUUUCCUUUCUAAUUUUUAUCUUUCUUUCUUUCUUUAUUCAUUUAUCUCUCUCUCUAUUCUUUCGUUAUUUUUUCUUUAUUUCCUUCUUUCUUUCCUUCUUUCUUUCUUUCUUUCUUUCUUUCUUUCUUUCUUUCUUUCUUUCUUUCUUUCGGUCUUUUCUUUCUUUAUUAUUUUAAUCCAUUUUCUUUAUUCCUGCUCUCUCUUUCUUCAUAUUUGUUGUUUCUUUUUUUCUUUUGCAUUAUAUUCCCUCUCUGUUUUCUUUGUCCUUUUCUUUCUUUCUUUCUUUCUUUCUUUCUUUCUUUCUUUCUUUCUUUCUUUCUUUCUUUUUUUCUUUCUUUCUUUCGUUCUUUUCUUUCUUUAUUAUUUUAAUCCAUUUUCUUUAUUCCUGCUCUCUCUUUCUUCAUAUUUGUUGUUUCUUUUUUUCUUUUGCAUUAUAUUCCCGCUCUGUUUUCUUUGUCCUUUUCUUUCUUUCUUUCUUUCUUUCUUUCUUUCUUUAUUUCUUUCUUUCUUUCUUUCUUUCUUUCUUUCUUUCUUUCGUUCGUUCUUUUCUUUCUUUAUUAUUUUAAUCCAUUUUCUUUAUUCCUGCUCUCUCUUUCUUCAUAUUUGUUGUUUCUUUUUUUCUUUUGCAUUAUAUUCCCUCUCUGUUUUCUUUGUCCUUUUCUUUCUUUCUUUCUUUCUUUCUUUCUUUCUUUCUUUCUUUCUUUCUUUCUUUCUUUCGUUCUUUUCUUUCUUUAUUAUUUUAAUCCAUUUUCUUUAUUCCUGCACUCUCUUUCUUCAUAUUUGUUGUUUCUUUUUUUCUUUUGCAUUAUAUUCCCGCUCUGUUUUCUUUGUCCUUUUCUUUCUUUCUUCUUUUAAUUCUCGUUUUGCAUUCCUCUUUUUACCCCCUCUUUUCAUCCUCUUACACAAUUCCCUUCCUUUCUCUCAUUUUUUUCCUCUCACUUCAAGUUCGCCUCUUUCUUUCUUUCUUUCUUUCUUUCUUUCUUUUUCUUUCUUUCUUGUUGUUGUUCUUUUAUUUAUCAUAUUUCAUUUGGAAUUUUUUUUUCAUCUAACCCACCUUUGUUCGCCUUUUCUUUUUUUCAUUGUCGCCUGUUUUUGGAAUGGGCAAAGAAUGCAAAUACCCCAACCACUAGAGCAAGCUCUCACACACACUUAUCUAUCUAUCUAUCUAUCUAUCUAUCUAUCUAUCUAUCUAUCUAUCUAUCUAUCUAUCUAUCUAUACUUAAAGAUGAUCAAAUAUGGACUGGAAUCAAACAGGAUUCCAGUUCAUAUUUGA